AUGACAGAGGUGUUGGAACUAGAUGACCUUAAAGAUCCCUUCCUGAACUCCUUUCAAGUCAGUGAAGCAGAGUUCCUAGCCAAGAAGAAACUGGGGGGUCUGGGUCCUUUCAACCCUGGUUUGCUGGUGUAAGUGCCUGUCUGGUUGGCCAUCAGUCUGAAGCAGAGGUAGAAAUGCCAGCUGAUUCCCCUGGAGUGGAUGGACAUGGAGAAAAUGGGACAAAUAUACCAGGACACCUUCACUCCCAUGCCCAGCCUCUGUUAUGUGGAAUUCACAAAGCUGCUCUUAAACUAUACCUCAAAUAACAUCCCCAAAGCUGACAAGAUUCAAAAGUUGGUGAAGGAUACAUGGGACGCAUGGAUGGCCAAGCUGCAGCUGUCUGCAGACAGCUUCAUCUGGUAACAGGAAGCCCAUGCCAAGAUGGAUAAUCUAUUCAUGGAGAUCAACACCGUUGGGACUUUCCUUACUCGAGCCUUAGAUCAUAUGUACAAACUCUGGACUAACCUCCAGCUUGACAGGAGUGCCAAGUUCCAGGAUUUCUGA
Centrocercus urophasianus (Greater sage-grouse) is the source of this 543-nucleotide messenger RNA. It is a transcript of the gene GINS2, whose product is annotated as GINS complex subunit 2. Gene Ontology annotation, biological process: DNA replication; double-strand break repair via break-induced replication. Gene Ontology annotation, cellular component: nucleus; GINS complex. NCBI's taxonomy places the organism in Eukaryota, Metazoa, Chordata, Aves, Galliformes, Phasianidae. The record is from RefSeq and is a predicted model, not a curated record.